UAAACCAUGCCGUCAAACACGAGGAAGGACGUGAAGUUCUCAAAUAAGAACGAAAUUAAAAGCAUUAAGUCUAAAACAAAAGAGUUUUUAUGUGACAGGAAGAAUGCUAACUGUCUAGUGGACAUCAUAUCAUUGUCUGAGUCUGAAGAAGAAGAGGUGAUUUUGGCCUGUAUAAGGGCAUUUUAUAACAUAUUUUCCAACUUAAUUACUCAUGGUUCUAUGUAUUUAGAAAGAAUACCUACCACAAAAGAUGAUGUUGAAGAUCUUAGCUCAGAAGAGCAGUACAGAUGUUGGCUAAGAGAGCGCUACUCUGAUGUGAGCCAAAGGAUGCUAGAGCUAAUAACUCACCAACUCAGCACAGUACAGGAGUUGGCUUUAUGCACAUUGAUGAAGUUUGUGGCAGCAGAAGGACAAAAUCCACUCAGAAAAUUAUCAGAAAAACAUCUGGCAUUUCCAGCUGUACUAUUUGAGAAACUGCUACUGACACUCUUAUCUGAAGAAAUAGAACUAAGACCUCUCAUUGUGCGUUUUCAAGAAUUCCUGGAAUAUGAUGACGUUAGAUAUUAUGCAAUGAAGAUAGCCCACAAAGUGCUGAAAGAAAAACCCAACCAUGAGCAGUUAGAUAUUUAUCAUGGAAAUGUAUAUGCACUUUUGGAGCAGUUGUCACUACCAGCUACAGAUGAAGAAAAGUUAAUUAAUUUUAUGACUAAAAUGCCAGAUACAAAUGCUAGUUUAAAAAUCAAUACACUGAGAGACCAGAAAAAACUUUUUACCAGUUUAUGGCUUGAAUUUUUGAGAAAAAGGUUGCCAACCAGUCUUUACAAAAAGGUGCUUGUUAUACUCCAUGACAAAGUGAUGCCUUAUAUGACCAGCCCUCUUCUUCUGAGUGACUUUCUUACAGAGUCUUAUAAUAUUGGUGGUGCUGUCAGUCUUUUAGCACUCAAUGGAUUAUUUAUGCUUAUCCACACGUACAAUUUAGACUACCCAGACUUCUACAAGAAGCUGUAUGCACUGUUUGAGCCCAAUGUCUUCCAUGUGAAAUACAGGGCAAGAUUCUUUCACCUGGCUGAUCUUUUUCUCACGUCUACGCAUCUUCCAGCCUAUCUAGUUGCAGCUUUUGCCAAGAGAUUGUCUCGUCUUGCCCUCACAGUGCCCCCUUGUGGCUUGUUAAUCAUUCUUCCAUUCAUCUACAACCUCCUCAUACGCCACCCAAGCUGCAGAGUUCUCAUACACAGACCUGACACCACAAAAGGUGAAUUUACUUUACUUGAAAAUACAUUACAGAAUCAUUAUCACCAUGAGGUAGCAAUGUGGGCAAGAAAAAUUGAGCAGCCAUUUCCUAAACUGGAAUUUCCACUGGCUGAUGUCCUUGAUCUAACAACUGAUCAGAUGAUAGAAAAAGAAAUGAAGAAAAAGAUUAAGGAAGUACCUGUAACAUUUGAGGCUCCUUAUGGUUUGCUGGGGAACAAAGAACACAGACUCCAAGACUAUUGGGCUUUGGAAUAAUGGCUCAGAGUAACUUAUUUAUCUACUUAUUUAUUUAUUUUGGUUGGGGACAGACAUCUUUACCAAAUGCUUGUAUACUGGAACACAUUGACAGAUGAAGAACAUGUUUUUAUCAUUUUCAGAUUUAUUGAUGCACAUUCAUGGAUUACUCCAUCUAGUGUAUACAGACAUAUUUCUCAUUCAUCAAAACAUAAGCCAUCACAUUUCAAAUUCACUAAAGCAUAUGUGAGGAGUGAUUUUAUUCAUUGAUAUUGGCAAUAUUAUAUGACAGACAUACCCUGUAUAUUAUUAUUAUUAUUAACUAAGUACAUAGGAUGUAUGCUAAAUAAAUAAAAUUCUAUGAUAUUAUUUCAGUUGUUUCAUGGUUUCAUAAAUAAUAACUUAAACUGAGGUUAAAUAUUUUCAUUAGAUUCUACAGUAUGGAAUAAAAAUACUUGAACAGCUCCUCUUUAACAGCAUGAAUAUAAAAUGAAGGGAAAGAUGUUGCUCUUGAACUACAAACACAGGUAACAUGUCUAGCAGAAUGCUGACAAAGCAAUUGCACCCAAUGACUCUUGCAGUACACACGUUAUAUAAAUCAACUACUCCAGACGUUGAACUGAUACGAAUUAGUUCCAAGAACAGCAGCAGCUACCAAGAACCAGUCUGAGGCACUAGGUUUGCCUAGAUAACCCACUUUCUACUAGCAACCUGAAAUCUGAACGAACAUUUGAAUCUCCUUACUUCAUUCACAAUUGCAGUCACCCAUCAACUUCUCCUAACACAAUUAGACACUAAAAUAAUAUUACACAUAUGUGCUCAGCAAGCAGUCUCAUUUAACGAACCAUGACUUGUAACAUGAUAUCUUAUUGUAUAGCUUAAAGCACUAUAUACAAGUAGCACCAAAUGACAAUAUCACAGUUUAGUCAGCUGAAGCUAAGUGAUACAAAUCCUGUAUGUCAAUUGUUGCCUAUCCUGGAGCAAGUCCACUGUGUUGAUAAUUUUUUUCAGGAUGUACUUGCGUCACAUUUAAAGUAGUGCUAAAUGUACAUUGUAAUACUGAUACUUAUUGGGAGAUUACACAAGUUAUUUGAUUUUUUUCCAUAAUAUUUCCUAAGAUUAUAUGUUCUGUGGUGUUUCUGGCAGUGCAGCAUUAUACUGCAAAAAAAAAAAAAAAAAAA
Molecule: messenger RNA, 2666 nt
Organism: Lingula anatina
Lineage: Eukaryota; Metazoa; Brachiopoda; Lingulata; Lingulida; Lingulidae
Product: nucleolar complex protein 4 homolog
Biological process (GO): ribosome biogenesis
Cellular component (GO): nucleolus; small-subunit processome; Noc4p-Nop14p complex
Source: RefSeq, a predicted model, not a curated record